Messenger RNA from Scophthalmus maximus (turbot), 1372 nucleotides. RefSeq lists its product as uncharacterized. Lineage: Eukaryota; Metazoa; Chordata; Actinopteri; Pleuronectiformes; Scophthalmidae. Gene Ontology annotation, molecular function: DNA binding. Bases 355 to 1047 code for a protein of 230 amino acids. The record is from RefSeq and is a predicted model, not a curated record. The transcript has 6 exons.
UACUUUCAGACAGAAGUGCGGAUCAACAGGUGGCAGCGACAUGGCCCUAUGUAAAUACAACAGAAGUGAAACUGUGUCACGUUGCUCGGGUUUCCUCAGACACGCUGCGUGGCAGGUAGUUGGAGGAAGCGCACUGAGGAGUCCGAUACGAGGGUAAGAGUCAGACACACUCACAUGACACACGUCAUGUCCUCAAACCUUCUGCAGCAACACGCGUCGCUUAUCAGGGUUCAGAGAAGCUCGUCGAUGCUGUGGUCCCUGACUCCCUCAGAGACUCUGGACUGAGUUGGCUCCGGGUCCCGCAGCGGACACGCGCGCCCCCCGUCCCCGUCCCCAGGCGACAGGCGCGCGGCCAUGCCUCGGCUCUCGGCCGCCGCGGCGCUGCAGCUCGCGCUGCUGCUCUCCGCGGUGCCCGCGCAGUACCUCAUCUCCCGGUGGAGCGGCCCCACCGCGGCGCAGCGCCUCCACGCCACGGCGGGGUUGCUUAGAAUUUGGAAAGAGUGGAGAAGAUCGUACCUCAACGGCACUGCGUGGAUGGAGUGGGCGAACCAACACAUGUCCUAUGUCAACUCUCUGGUUGGCCUGGAACAGGAAGUGACACAGGAGCGGCCUCCUGUAGAGACCAUGCUUUAUGACAAUGACCAGGGCUUCUUUGGAGCAUCCAACACGGUGCGAAGUCCUCGCCCUCCGUAUGUGUUUCUACGGGUCGGAGACGUGGUGAUGGAGCGGAAAGGCCACAUGGUUGGUGUGGUGGUGAGCUGGGACCCUGAACUGCGAGCCCCACCAGAGUGGGUCGACAGGAUGUCUUCCAGUCCUGAGGGCAUCAAAGCAGAGAAGACGCCUCAUUACAAGGUACUGUUCAGCGGGCCUGGACCCACAUCUCUGUUGGUGGCAUACCUGCCUCAAACACAACUGCAGCGCAUCACUGGGAUGAGGCCCAACAUUCCCACUUUGGACAAUUACUUCACUCAUUUUGAUGGGGAGCGGUUCAUCAUGCAGCCCUGGCUGAGAGAGCGCUUUCCUGAAGAUGACGCCAAUGAUGCCUGAGUGCUCCCUUCCCGAAAGAUCCAUCAGACUUACGACUUAUUUUCCUUCCUUCUGUGGUGUCCUCUGGACACAUACUGAACUGGCAGUCAGGUUUUAUGAAGAGUAAAUGUUGAAUGUAACUGUUUGGAGACGGACUUGAAUGGUUGGCACAUUUACGCUAAUCCUGAUGAAUGCUUUACAAUGACAAUUUUUUCAGAAAAUCAGCUGUAUGUGUGUAUAUAUAUUAUGUCAAUUUUCAUGACAGUGUUGGCUGAGAUCCAAUGAUCCUUGAAGCACUGCACUUUAAAUCGGCUGCAACUAUGCAAUAAAAUGUUUUAAACUGUGA